UGAACAAGAAAAAUCUAGAAAAAGCUGAUAAAGUGAAAUUAGAGUCUGAUAUCUGUUUUCCUCGUUAAUUUUUCUAUUCUUUUUACUUAAUUUCGUGUCUCUUCCGGAAUUGUUUCUCUUGGCAACACAUAUUUCGUUUUCUAAUUUUCUCUUUUAUUUUCUCUUACAUUUGCCUAAUUAUUUAAAGAAUUUUAUUUUUAGAUUUCCCAAAAUAAAAAUUAAAAUGUCUGUUUUUGGACUUAUUAUAGCUGGUAGAAUGGUUCAGACUGAUUUUACUGCUCUUAAAGAAAUGGAAUAUAUGAUUGAAAUACAGGAUGCUGAAAGCAUUAACCACCUUGUAAUCUUCCUUACCGGACUUUCACCUCUACCUGUCAAUUAUGGAGGAUCUAGUCAGUUGUAUUUUUUAUUGCUUAAAUUUAUUAAAGAAUUAAUUUUUUUAUUAGUUUACAUGAGUUGGACACCAAUUGACGGAGGGGAAAGGCAAUGGAAUUAUCUUGGAUUUAUUAGCAAUGAGAAACCUAGCGCUUUAUUUAAAAUUGGACAGCUGACUAGACAUACACAACAACAAAAUCCUCAAAAUUUUUCUUUUAAUGCUUCCAAUAUGUCUACAAAUAUUUUCAAUAAUUCAGCAGUUCAUAGUGCAUUAAUAGGCGUUAAAGUUGAACCAAUGAUUGAAAUUUUAAGAAGAAAUGAAAAUGAAGAAACUUCAACUAAUGAACAAUUAUCUUCCCUAGCUCUAUUCCCAGAGAAAAUGUUGCGCAACUUUGUCAAUUUUAUGCAUUCAUUUGCUGUCUCCUUCCCCAAACCCAACACUACUCAAUAUGAGGAAUAUGUUCCUGCUAAAAGUGUAACUGAAUGGUAUACAAAUUUUAAAAGAAGGCUUGAAGCAAAUCCGAAUUUUUGGAAAACAUUGCCUUAA
Molecule: messenger RNA, 919 nt
Organism: Meloidogyne enterolobii
Lineage: Eukaryota; Metazoa; Nematoda; Chromadorea; Rhabditida; Meloidogynidae
Source: the annotation of a GenBank genome assembly